Molecule: messenger RNA, 1196 nt
Organism: Carassius carassius (crucian carp)
Lineage: Eukaryota; Metazoa; Chordata; Actinopteri; Cypriniformes; Cyprinidae
Product: V-set and transmembrane domain-containing protein 4-like
Exons: 8
Coding region: 53-1012 (319 amino acids)
Source: RefSeq, a predicted model, not a curated record
AAAAAAAGAGUGGAGGACUUCAGUUUUUGUGAAGAGAUUGAGCUGGAGUCGCAUGGAGCCCAUGAAGAUCUCUGCAGUGCUAACAGCUCUCCUGACUAACCUCCUCUGUGGAAAUGUGUGCUCAGCUAUCAAGGUCACAGUCACUCCAUCUCCAUUCACUGUGGUGGCUGAGGGGGAAAACAUCACCUUGACCUGUCAGGUGACCGGGCGGCGGCGGUCAGCGAGUCUGCCUGUGGUGCGCUGGAUGUUUCAGCCACAGUCAGGAGGAGAGGAGACACUGGUGGUGCGGGUGAACAUGCAGAGAGCCAAGUUCUACGGAAACUACACCAAGAGCUUCAGCAAGCCCAAAAUGAAACUGACAGUGGUGAAACAGGGCAAGAUAUUCAACCUCCUCAUCAUGAACAUCAGCGAAAAGGACAGGGGUCUUUACAGCUGCAGGGUCCAAGAGUUCAAGAAGCAUCAGGAACGAUGGAAAGCUUCCACCAACAGCUCGGCCUCCACGCAGCUCCAAGUCCAUGUUAUCCCAGCCGGCAAACCAAAGGAGGAACUGUGGAGUCUGUUUGAAGAUGUGUAUCUAUGUGCUGUGUUGGUGUGUUGUGUUGGGCUCUUGUGCAUGUGUAUGUUCACUAUAGUUGUGAGCUGUCAGUAUCUGACGAGGAAGAGACGAUUGAAAGAAAACUAUCAUUUGGUCAAGAGUCCACAGAACAGUUCAGGCGAGACGGUCACUAGUGUGGUCAGUCUCUCUCCAGCUCUUCCCAAGAAGAUGAGAAAGUAUAAGAAAAAUAAAAGUUUGGAGCAGCCAGACAUGCCACCAGAGAUACCGGCUAAAGCCCCUAUUGCAGACAAAAUGCGAAAGCCGAAGCUUUUAAAACCUCAACCCAGAAAAGUGGUUUUGCCCAAAAUUACAGAAGAGAGUCUGAUGUACGCUGAGCUGGAGCUGAUGAAGCCGCUGCCUGAAGCCAAAACUGCAACGACAGGAACAGUGUACGCUCAGAUAUUCUUUGAGGACUAGCCUGUGUAGCAUUACAUUUUCUUGGAGGAAACUUUAUUUAUAAUAACACAACAUUGAUUUUAUUCGUCACCAUUCUUCUGAUGUUUUAUACAUGCAACAUUAAGUGAAUUGCACAUAUUGUAUAUGUAUAUUCUUUACUUUCUAAGUUGUUCUAUCUGUGACCAAAUAAAUAAAUAAAUAAUAA